Molecule: messenger RNA, 1729 nt
Organism: Caenorhabditis elegans
Lineage: Eukaryota; Metazoa; Nematoda; Chromadorea; Rhabditida; Rhabditidae
Gene: egl-47
Product: putative G-protein coupled receptor egl-47
Exons: 9
Coding region: 10-1578 (522 amino acids)
Biological process (GO): sensory perception of taste
Cellular component (GO): membrane
Source: RefSeq, marked reviewed
GUUUUAGGAAUGUAUCCAUUUAAUCGAACAACGUCAAUUCACGCUGAAAGUGCCAGUCAACAUAUAGAUGAGUUGGAUGAUGAUGACUUUGGAAGAUCCAAUGGAAAAUUUUAUUCGAAUCGGCACUCACAGAUGGACUCCGACGUAGUUGCUCAUCAAGUUCCACCAGGAUCACCUGUUGAAAAAACAAUUCUAGCAUCGAUUCUUGAAAUGUCAACUAUCAAUGAUAUGUGGGUGAAGACUUUCACAGCUCCAGGCGCCAAUAAGAAAGACAAGAAACGAAGAGAGUCGCUGUUCGAGUGUUCAUGGAGAGGUGUUCACUGUGUUUCAAACUCACUUCGAUCAAUACUUUUCCUAUUUCGACUUCUUGCCAUCUUUCCCGCUACAACAGACAGGAAAUCACGACGGAAAAGAAAUCAUAGAUCAAUUAUUAAGUUGAUUCUCUAUGUAAACUACAUCGUUUUAGCAGUUCUUCUAAACUCAUUUCUCAUCAAAAUGAAUUUUAAAGUUCUUAUGUUGUAUAAGCAUAAAUUUGGUUUGAUGCACACCGGAACUGUCGCAUCAAUGAUUACAGCAACCAAACCAGUAAUCAAUGUUUUUGUGAUAGUUCUCUCUGCAAUCAAGUUUAAAUCUCACCAAAGACUUCUUAAGACAAUUGAUAUGGUCGAUGUGUGCUUUCGAAGUGCAUUUGGAGUAUCUCCUCCACUUCGAAUUUACAAAUUCGUGUUUUUCUUCACAUUGCUCAUCAUUUUCUUUUCUGCACUUAUCCUAAAAGUUGUCGAGUUUGUUGGAACUGGAGAGAUAUUUGGAGAACAUAUCCUCACAGACUGUAGUUUUAUUCUGGUUCCAGUUUUGAGUCUAUGGAAUAUAAUUCCAUUACUCUAUUAUCAUCUUUACAAUAUACUGGUCCGCUUCUACUGCAGAACUUUGAUCAAGUCGAUGAAUCGUGAACAUAAGAAGCGACAUUUCAGUUUGAAAUUUUACUACGAACAAUUUACAAGGAUAACAAAUGUACAAGAAGCAGUCGGAGACGUUUUCAAUCCACUUCUUUUGUUCUCUCUGGCAUGGAGUCUUUUGGUUCUGUGUCUUACUUUAUAUUUCCUUUCGGAACCAACUUCUACUUUGCUAGUUCCAAUCACUCCAGAGCAAGUCACUAAUCCAAAAAUUCGAGAGAAGUUAAACAUAACAGUUCAUGUUAAAAUAUGUUGGGCUGCUUAUCAAGUUGUCAUGGCUAUUCUUCACAUUAUAAUUAUUUGCUCAACUGGUAUGAUGACUAAUGAGACGACCCGUCAAAUAGUCAACGCAGUUCUCCGAAUCGUUCCUGAUGCAAACGCCGACCUCGACCGUUUUCAAAUCUCCUGCUUUGUUCACAAAAUGACAACUCAGUUUAUGUGGGGAAUGACUGUUUGGAGAGCAUUCCCACUUGAAAGAACUACUUUUUUCACACUAAUAUCAGUAAUUGUUACAUACUCCCUUCUGUUAUUCCGAUUCAAAGAUGAUAUGGUUCAAAAUCCACCGUAUAUGGCUGCAAUGGCAGUUUUCAAUACUUCUGCUGUCCCAACACCUGCUCCAGGAUAAUGAUAAGCUUAAAAGUUUUUAAUAUAUAAAUGUACAAUAGCAUCUUCAAUCAACCCAAUCAGGUCUUCCAUCCCCGUUUUUCAUUCCACCGGUUCCCUCCACACUCAUCGAUCUCUGUUACUGUACUUUAAUAAAACUAUUUUUCUGCAAA